Molecule: messenger RNA, 960 nt
Organism: Pestalotiopsis fici W106-1
Lineage: Eukaryota; Fungi; Ascomycota; Sordariomycetes; Amphisphaeriales; Sporocadaceae
Exons: 4
Coding region: 1-960 (319 amino acids)
Biological process (GO): carbohydrate metabolic process
Cellular component (GO): extracellular region
Molecular function (GO): cellulose binding
Source: RefSeq, a predicted model, not a curated record
AUGCAAUCUGUGCUCGUUGCCAUUGCUGCACUUGCAGCCCAACAGGUUGCUGCCCACGCCACUUUCCAAGACUUUUGGAUCAAUGGUGUGGACUAUGGUGCUCAGUGCAUUAGGUUGCCGCUAUCCAACAGUCCAGUUACGGACGUCACGUCCAACGAUAUCCGCUGCAAUGCAGGGACCUCGCCGGUAUCCUACAAGUGUGCUGUCGCAGCUGGAGAUACAGUAACCAUCGAAAUUCACCAGCAACCCGGUGAUCGUACCUGUACCACGGAAGCAAUCGGUGGAGCUCACUAUGGCCCUGUGCAAGCAUACCUCAGCGCUGUGGACGACUCUUCCACGGCCGAUGGAUCUGACGGCUGGUUCAAGAUCUUCGCAGAUACCUGGGCCAAGAACCCGAGUGGCUCGUCCGGCGAUGAUGAUUACUGGGGCACAAAGGACAUUAAUACAUGCUGCGGCAGACUAGAUGUGAAGAUUCCUACAGACAUCAAAGCCGGCGACUAUCUACUCAGAGCCGAGGCUUUGGCACUCCAUACAGCUUCAAGCAGUGGUGGAGCACAGUUUUACAUGUCGUGUAUACAGCUCACCAUUACUGGGUCGGGAUCUGCUUCCCCAUCUACCAUCAGCUUCCCCGGCGCCUACGCAGCCAGCGACCCAGGUAUUUUGGUGGAUAUUCACGCUGCCAUGACGACUUAUAUUGCACCUGGUCCAACAGUCUAUUCUGGCGGAUCGACAAAGAGCGCUGGAGCUGCGUGUGAGGGCUGUGAGACGACGUGUACCGCUGGGGCGGGAGCAUCAGGCACCGCGACAAGUGUGACUCUUCCUUCAUCGACUGGCGGCGGCUCCGAUGGAUGUACUGUUGCACUGUAUGGUCAAUGUGGAGGCAUUGAUUACACGGGAUGUACAAAUUGCUACCAAGGAACGUGUACCGUACUGAGCGACUAUUACUAUCAGUGUGCCUAG